This is a messenger RNA of Aspergillus steynii IBT 23096, 1146 nucleotides long. RefSeq lists its product as uncharacterized. The transcript has a single exon. Lineage: Eukaryota; Fungi; Ascomycota; Eurotiomycetes; Eurotiales; Aspergillaceae. Bases 1 to 1146 code for a protein of 381 amino acids. The record is from RefSeq and is a predicted model, not a curated record.
AUGGGCUGGUUUACCUCUAUCGUCCAGGGCGUCGGCAGCGCCGUGAACUGGGCCAUGUCAAACGCUGGUGAUAUCGCGGGCCUCCUCGCUUCCGUGGGGAAGGUCUCUGCUCUACACGCCCCUGAAGGCAGGGCAGAAGGGCAGUCGCCUAUCACAUCCAAGGACUACUUCAAAGCGUUCCGAGACGCGGGCAAAGUUCUUGAAGCCCGGGCCAUUAAGAAGGUGAAAGAUAUAGAAGAGGACAAAGACUGGGGCGAUCCGAGAAUGCCCAAAGACGAUCCGCAAGAGCCCAUUAUCACAACGGGGGAUAUAUCCGGCAUAUGGACGAGCCCGACUCUCUUCAGCAACACGAGCAAGGAGGUGCCUGAGAUGUACCGGGACCUUGUGAAGCUCCUCGCCGAGCUGGGCGUCCCGACGCUGAUGAAACAACACGGCCGAGACCGCGACGUGGCGGAGGUGGUCGCCCAGGGCAUAUUCGCCUCCAAUCCUCAGCCGCCUUCUCAGAUAACCAACUUUGACGCCAACAAUGACCACCAUCUCCCGACGUAUGGCGUGGCCCUCCGGCAUGACGAUAAAUCGUGGCAGGUCUUCGUGGCCCACUCCUACUACACGAUCCCGAUGGGCAGGACCGGCACUGACACCGCCUGGCACGGGGCGAUCCACGUGAAAUUCAAGGCUCGACCUGAUGCCAUCAGCCUGCAUGCGCAGGAGAUGGAAGAGUUCAGGUUCAUACAGGAUAUAGAACCGCUGGCGGUAGAUGUGUGGCUAGUCACGUUCCAGAUCGCGUGGAAAGCAGUGAAGGUGGCGCGGACAGGGUACAAGUUCAUCAAAAAGGUCUUGGACGAGAGAAAGGACAACCCGAGCAACCCAGGCUAUGAAGUGACCUACAACUUUCUCGACGGGCAAUUACAGACGGUCAAGAUCAAGGCUCCCGCGAACAAAGCCCCGUCCGAAACACUCUUCUAUCUCCAGGAAGCGGUUGCGGACGCCGUGGUACAGAUGAACCAAAGCCCACAGGAGAUGUACUUUGCCAACGACGAAAACAAGGCAACGCAGUACCAGACGCCAUACGUUGCUCUGACGGAUUCGACAAUUCUUACUUCGGAUACCGACGGGGUAGAUAGGUUGGUAGUUGUGUCUCGUUGA